Mizuhopecten yessoensis (Yesso scallop) is the source of this 5210-nucleotide messenger RNA. RefSeq names its product WASH complex subunit 1-like. Gene Ontology annotation, biological process: endocytic recycling; exocytosis; Arp2/3 complex-mediated actin nucleation. The transcript is spliced from 4 exons. The record is from RefSeq and is a predicted model, not a curated record. Gene Ontology annotation, molecular function: gamma-tubulin binding; alpha-tubulin binding. Gene Ontology annotation, cellular component: early endosome; recycling endosome; WASH complex. NCBI's taxonomy places the organism in Eukaryota, Metazoa, Mollusca, Bivalvia, Pectinida, Pectinidae. Bases 172 to 1620 code for a protein of 482 amino acids.
AAUAAUAAUUGCUCCCUGAAAAGCGGAAGUGAUAUCGUCCCACCAGUCAGAGCUGUAGUGUUGACAGUCCGGAAUGAUCUGCUGUCGAGCCCUACAUGGCCCUGGACAUUUGCUAGCUAGAAUACACGAAGCAAAAUUUAAGCCAUACCAGGUGUGACCUAAGGAAACUCAAUGCCAGGAGUCAUGUCGUUACAGUCCUGCAAUGUCCCGGGAAUCCCCCCAGAUUUACGCCGUGACGAAACCGUGCACCAAAUAGCAGACUCCUUAGACUAUCUCGAUAAGGUUGCCAAUGAAAUUUUUCAAAGAAUCAAUACAAGAGUGAAUGAUCACCGCACAAGAUUACAAAAAAUAAAUGAUAGACUUAGUCUGGCUCAGGCCAAAGUGGAUAAAAUCAAGGGAAGUAACAAAGCUACUAAAGUGUUCGCUCCGUCGAAGUAUCCAGCUGCUGCCCAUACAGAGGAACAUCAGAUGCUAUUUCCAUCUAGCUCAACUAAUGGCCUAUCUCAAGUUAAACGGCCACACUACCAUGUUCAGCAGAAACACAAGACUCUUGAUGACAAGGCCCUCAAAGACAAGCUGCAAUUCUACAUGGUCCACCUCAACAUUAAGAAGAAGGAGGGGGAGAAACAACAGGAGGGGCUUGGAGGGCUUCCAAAGUCUGUGGAGUCAGUCAGCUCACUGCUGCUCUUCAACACCUCAGAGAAUUUGUAUAAGAAAUAUGUGAUGCUGGAUCCUCUGGGAGUGGUGACCAAAACGCGAACUGCCAUUGAGGAGGAAGAGGAGUUAGCUGAAGCACCCCUCACAAUCGCCCAGCGAGAGGAGCUGCAGCGACAACAGGCUGAUAGCUACUUUUACAUCCCCCACCUGGGGGACGUACCUGAAAUCGCUGUCCCCUCGUCCUUACCUGACCUUCCCGGUGUUGCUGAUGACCUGUGCUACACUGCUGACCAGAUCCAGUCUAUAGCACCUUCAGUGAUGGGAGGAAACAUGCCAGAACUCCCUUCAGUGAUACCAGAGACUGAAGUUCCAAAUGUUUCUGAUAUGUCCGCAACCCCAGGAGGCAGUGCACCUCCACCACCACCACCACCACCUCCGGCCGGACCCCCGCCGCCAGCACCGCCUCCUCCUCCUCCUGGACCUCCCGCUCCACCUCCUCCAGGGGCACCACCACCUCCUCCUCCUCCUCCCCCUCCUGCCCCCGCAGAUGCCCCCACAGGACCUCCCAGUGUGGUUCCACAGGGAGUACCAGAGGUAGUGACUAACUCUGGUGAUAGCCGCUCCAGUCUCAUGGAUGCUAUUAGACAGGCAGGUGGGAUGAAGAAGGCAGGACUGACGAGCGGUAAAGAAAGAAAAGUGGAAAAGAAAAAAAAGAAAAAGGAGGAGAAGGAAGACAAAGGAGGAGGUGGAGGAGGGGACCUUAUGUCUGACCUCUUCAGCAGGCUACAAAUGAGACGGAAGGGUAUCUCCGGUGAAAAAUCAUCGGGUGGCACAGACAGGUCAAGUGGUAGUGAUGCCAGGAGUAGCAAUGGUGGAGCCAUGGAUAAGAUAUCCUCUAUGAUCCCUCCUCCACCCAAACCACAGGAAGAGGAGUCUGAGGAAGAAGAUGACUGGGAAGAUUGAGGGUGAUGCCCUCUCCACAAUUCAUUAUGUGCCACAAUCACUUUAGAUACUCUGAUGGGUAAACAUUGAUUGACAUUUAACCCUGCAGAAAACAUUUAGGUCUUCAUGAUGUGCUUGAAACCUUCUUCAUUUAUAAUUAUGGCAUUGAUCAUAAGAUUCCUUUGCUUUUGAUUUCUUGGUAUAUGAAGAAAAUUGCUUAAAUUCAAUUUACACAUGCAUAGAGUUAAUUGAAGAAUAUAGAUGUAAGAGUAUUGUUUCAUGGUUAAAUUUUAUAAUUAUCACUUCUUACUUAUUGUAUCAUUUCACUUUUUAGUAAAUACUCAUGCAUCUAGUGCAGACAUUUGCACAAUAAUAUAAAGAAAAAUAUUUCAGACUUUUCCUUUUAUAUUGAUAGAAAUAGAAUGUGUAUGAAUUGUAUCAGUUUUAGGUAUCAAAUCUACGACAUUGACAAUUACAUGUGGUAUGAGGAUGUAUGAACUUCAGGCAAGCUACAACUCUGAAAAUUUACUGUAUGACUGUGUAUGAACUUCAGAAAACUUUGACAAUUAUACAGUUGUGGGAUUGCAUAACGUUACAUGCUGUGCAAAGGAUGUGUGCACAUUUUGUACGUGCGAAUGAUGUGCAAACGAUGUAAAUCUGUGCGAUAAUAGCGUGCACACAAUUGUGCGAUAGCUAUUGCACAGUUGUUUUACAGUUGUCGUGGUUGACAUGUUAGGAAUGGCCUGUGAAUUAAUGCAAUUUUGUAUUUAAACUUAUAUCUUUAAUGAUUUAAGUAUGUUACCAUAUUUCAGCCAGAUUUACAUGGUUAUCUUUACACAGUACACAGUGAUGGAUAUAACUAUCAUGUACAUGUAGCAAAAUUGUUUUCAAAUUACCUUAAUAUACAUGUACAAACUGAACACGCAGAUAAAAUGUAAACAAAGAAGCCUUGCCUGUUACCAGUUAUAAUUAUUAUUACCUGUUAAUUACCAGUAAAAUUAUUAUCUGUUAAUUACCACUUAUAAUGAUUAGUACCUGUUACCGGUAAUUAUCAGUUAUAAAAAUGAUUACCUGUUAGAUACCAGUUAUGAAAAUUAUUACCUGUUAAUUACCACUUAUAAUGAUUAUUACUUGUUAAUUACCACUUAUAAUGAUUAUUACCUGUUAAUUACCACUUAUAAUGAUUAUUGCCUGUUAAUUACCACUUAUAAUGAUUAUUACCUGUUAAUUACCAGUUACAAUGAUUAUUACCUGUUAAUUACCAGUUAUAAUAAUGAUAACCUGUUAAUUACCAGUUAUAAUGAUUAUUACCUGUUAAUUACCAGUUAUAAAAAAAAAAUAUUACUUGUUAAUUACCAGUUAUAAUGAUUAUUGCCUGUAAAUUACCAGUUAUAAUGAUUAUUGCCUGUUAAUUACCAUUUAUAAAAAAAUAUUAUUACUUGUUAAUUACCAGGUAUAAUGAUUAUUGCCUGUUAAUUACCAGUUAUAAUGAUUAUUACCUGUUAAUAACCACUUAUAAUGAUUAUUACCUGUUAAUUACCAGUUAUAAUAAUGAUUACCUGUUAAUUACCAGUUAUAACUGUUACCUAUUAAUUACCAGGAAAUGGGUACAUUUCUUGUAUCUAGUCAAUCGUGAAGUAGGUUUGAAAUUUCCAUGCAGAGCGUGACGCCUACUUCACGACUGUCACAGUCCUAAUUAAGCCAGAGAAGGUUCAUGUUUUGAUAAAUGUCAAAUCAUCGCUGCAUAAACACUGAUUGGCGCUCAACUCCGUGUAAUUCAUUACGUACCUGCACUAGUACUUCACCUGACAGUACAACCCCAUUAUCAACAGUUUAACAGGCAUUGUAAUAAUGUGUCACAUGCAUUGAAGAAUUAGAUAAAUUGCAAAAUAUACAGAUCUGAUAUUAAUACAAUGUAUACCUAAUUUCACUUGAGCCUUCUGGAUUUGUUUCAAUCUGUAACAUUGAUCAACCAAUCUUUCCAUAUCACACAUAUGUGCACAUCAGGGCGACUGAUUGUUAAAUCCAACAGUUGUGCACACUGUGAGCAGACGAUGUAUGCACCAUGUGCACACUGUAAAUUUGGUGCAUUGUGCAAUCACAUAACUGUAGCUGUAUGCAAUGUAUGAACUCUAAGUUACCUACAACUGUGAAAACUGGGGACCAAACAUAGCUGACUGGGAAUGCUAUCCAGGGAAAUAUUGUAUAUACAAACAGUAGGAUCAAGAUGUGAUAUUCAUACGGUUGUUAAGUAGAGUGCUUAAAUUAUUAUUACCUGUUUGAGACUUUUUAUUUUUCAUUUAACCCCGGCAGAUAUAUGUAUAUUUUUAUAUGUAGUAUGAUUGACUGCCAUGUGUACAAGCAUUAGGUCAACUCAUUGUGUAGGAUGGUAUCACUAUCCACCCUGGAAUGGAUGGUGGUUCAUUGUGUAGGAUGGCAUCACUAUCCACCCUGGAGUGGAUGGUGGUUCAUUGUAUAGGAUGGUAUCACUAUCAACCCACGAAUGGAUGGUGGUUCAUUGUGUAGGAUGGCAUCACUAUCCACCCUGGAAUGGAUGGUGGUUCAUUGUGUAGGAUGGUAUCACUAUCCACCCUGGAAUGGAUGGUGGUUCAUUGUGUAGGAUGGUAUCACUAUCCACCCUGGAAUGGAUGGUGGUUCAGUGUGAAGGAUGGCAUCACAAUCCAACCUGGAAUGGAUGGUGGUUCAUUGUGUAGGAUGGUAUCACUAUCCCCCCUGGAAUGGAUUGUGGUUCAUUGUGUAGGAUGGUAUCACUAACCACCCCGGAAUGGAUGGUGGUUCAUUGUGUAGGAUGGUAUCACUAUCCUCCUUUGAUAUGGAUGGUGGUUCAUUGUGUAGGAUGGUAUCACUAUCCACCCUGGUGUGGAUGGUGGUUCAUUGUGUAGGAUGGUAUUACUAUCCAACCUGGAGUGGAUGGUGGUUCAUUGUGUAGGAUGGCAUCACAAUCCACCCUGGAGUGGAUGGUGGUUCAUUGUGUAGGAUGGUAUCACUAUCCACCCUGGAGUGGAUGGGGGUUCAUUGUGUAGGAUGGCAUCACUAUCCACCCUGGAAUGGAUGGUGGUUCAGUGUGUAGGAUGGUAUUACUAUCCACCCUGGAGUGGAUGGUGGUUCAUUGUGUAGGAUGGCAUCACUAUCCACCCUGGAGUGGAUGGUGGUUCAUUGUGUAGGAUGGUAUCACUAUCCGCCCUGGAGUGGAUGGUGGUUCAGUGUGUAGGAUGGUAUCACAAUCCACCCCGGAAUACUACUCAGAAACAACAUUCUUCUCCCCAUGUUUAUUUUAAAAAGUGGGGGAACUGAGAACAAGCCUUUGUGCCCAAGGAGUUAUUUAUUGUUCAUCAGCCUGAUUUUUUAAGGAUCCCAACCCCAUCCUAACCUCCUCCCAAUUUUUGAUGAUACAGAUAGUUUAUUUGUAAAUGUAUCAUAAAGUUUAUGCCUGAAUCAGGGCGGUUUGCAAGAACACACAAAUGUGAAAAUUGAACAAUUGUGAUGUACGUGUUAAAUAUGUUAGAGAAUUGUUAUUAAUUCUAAUUGAUGAUUGCAAAGGUUUAUGGAGAUCAAUACUGAAAUGGAAAUAAAUAGAUUCAUAUUUAAAA